Ostrea edulis (European flat oyster) is the source of this 609-nucleotide messenger RNA. RefSeq names its product perlucin-like. Bases 38 to 526 code for a protein of 162 amino acids. The record is from RefSeq and is a predicted model, not a curated record. Gene Ontology annotation, molecular function: signaling receptor activity. Lineage: Eukaryota; Metazoa; Mollusca; Bivalvia; Ostreida; Ostreidae. The transcript is spliced from 5 exons.
UCACAGCCUUAUCGGAUAUAAACCUUAUAUCUGCAAAAUGCGCCGUAUAUACAGAUGUGGUCUGACAAUUCUUGUAUUAAUCGGAGUGGUGAACACAGACGGUUCUUGUCCAUCAGAUUGGUUUCCUCACAGACAGUCAUGCUAUGCGUUCAUCACAAAAGUGAAAGCAAAAUGGGUGGAUGCUGUGGACUUUUGUCGCGAUUCAGAUGCAGAACUCGUAGAGAUUGAAACGGCAGAUGAAAACAGCUUCUUGAGAACUCAUCUCCAGCGGAAUCACACAAAUGAGCACUUUUGGGUAGGUGGGACGGACGCUUUUACGGAGGGACACUGGAUUUGGAUAAAUACACGACAACCGUUUACAUUCACAGACUGGGCACCCCUGGAACCAUACCAGGGGGUCGGCAAUGACUGUAUGACCUUGGCAUACCACGAGGGUUAUCACUGGAACGAUGAUGUUUGUGAUCACAAAUACGACUUUAUCUGUGAAAAAGAGGCACUGUUUGACGGAGAGAUUGUCGUUGGUUAACACAAAUGAGAUAAACUUGUAUAGGUAUAUUGUAUCUUUCAAACUAUUUGGUCAUUUUCACAAAUAAAACAAUUGGAGGUGCA